GUGGUGGGGGGCGCGUGAGGAGCGAGCCUUGGUCCUUACCUGCGCCUACUGUGACGCACUCCGGGACGCCGCAAGGAGGCGACGCAAAGGCGGCCGCGCAUGGGCCCCAAUUCCCGCGAGUCCCCCGGGAUGGCGUGCGGCGCCUGUUACUACCUGGUGAUCAGCUCCACGCAUCUCAGCAACGGACACUUUCGGCGCGUCAAGGGAGUUUUCAGGGGGCCGCUAUGCACCACAGCGGCGUGCGAGUCACCGGAGCGUGCCGAGCGAGCAUUGGGCUGCUCAGCGGAGGAUCUGAAGUCACUUUUCUACUGCGAGCUGUGUGACAAGCAGUACCUGCGCCACCAAGAGUUUGACAACCACAUCAACUCCUACGAUCACGCACACAAACAGAGACUGAAGGAACUCAAGCAGAGGGAGUUUGCUCGCAACGUGGCCUCUAAGUCAUGGAAAGACCAACGCAAACAGGAGAAAGCUCUCCGACGCCUGCACCAGCGUGCACGGCUGCAGCAGGAACGCCAGCGUGGCCAAGGGAGGACUUUUGAGCUCCAGACUGCUGUGAGGCUUGUCAGCCAGCAGCAAGACAAAAGCACCGCGCACAAAGCCUGCAGCCCUGUGGACAAAUUUGAAGCUUUCAAACACACACACAGGCCCCCAGCCAAACACGGUGGUACGUCUCCACUGAGUCACCAGCGAGAAAAUCCAUGCCAGCCUCUCUCCCAAACACCACUGCUCACUCCGACCGAGUCCCUGCUAAUCACUCGUUCAGAGUCCGAUAAAGGUCGUCCUGCAGUGAAUCAGCAACCGCAUGCGGGCUGCCAGCUGCCUCUGGAGGGCCGGGGGAGAGUCGGAGGCAGGCGUGGGGUGUCCUUCUGUUUCUCGCGAAGGGGGCCGCGGCUGGAGCCCUCCGCCUCAGUUUUCUCUGACCAGGAGGAGGAGGAGAAAGAGAGGCGGCAGCAAAUGAGAAAGCGGAUUCAGGGCCUUUUGGAAGACAUUGAAAGGGAAAUUGAGGGUGUUAGUCAAAGUAAAAUGGGAGGAAAACGCACAAAGGACGCCGAAAUAAGGGAGACCUUGAAAGAUAAUCAAAGCAGUGAUUUAGCUCACUCAACGUCACAUGAUGAGCGAAAGCAGGCACCAGGAGGAGGUGUCGGUGCGCACAUAUCUGUUCUGUGUAAAGAUGGUUCCGCCUGUGUUCCAUGGCCUGUCGGUUUACUGAAGUUUACCAAGUGUGAGCCAUGCAUCUCUUAUAGCUGCAACCCAAACUGCACAAAGCAACCCCAAACGGCAGAACAACUUGCACAGGAUCAGCUAUGUGAUCUCCUGGAUGAAUUGAAACCAAGUGAGUCAGCUAUUCUUACACCAGACACUCGUGACUGUUUAGAAAAAGGGAUGAGUUCCGCGCACGAACCGAGAAAAGCGGAGAACGUCGAGGCAGAAGCACACCAGUUUGUCGAGAACAAAAACCUUUCGUCGUCAGGGGGCGGAUCAGAAGGGCCGUCACGCAUGCUAAGUAUAGAGCAUCAUGUGCGGGCGCCCUCCUUUCCAUUUGACCCCUCUCACAGUGACAGCUCUGACACAAACCCCCCAACUCCUCCGGGAGACAGAUUAGCAGGCACAGGGGGGAUCGAGGAGAGAGCCAUCUCAGCCCUAAGCUGUAAAUUAGAAUCUGUCACCAAGCUUGGCACACGCAGGACAUGCAUCGGCUCGGCAAGGUGUGAGAGAGAGAGCGGGACCGCGUGCAAGAGUGCCAGAGAUCCUCAUCCGCAAGGAGGUAUCUCGUGCAGAAAGCGUAAACACAGCGCAAAGAAGCCCAAGCUGGCAAAGAGAAAGACGGGGAGAAAGCGAAAGUCCGCAAAUGGGCGCAAAUCAGUAAGAUGCAAAGUGAGGAGUGUUGUCUCUGCAGUCUCCAAUGUGAUCGCCAAAGGACGAGAGACUGGAGACAGUUGGCGAGACAAAAAGGGACAACGGGAGAUGGAGGCAAGAGGGACGGUUUGGAGAGCUGGGAGCAGCUGCCUUCCAGAGAGAGCUGAGACCAAGCCAGUCUAUGUCUCUUUCAGGAAGAUGAGGCCUCACAGGAGUCUCUGCUCAGCAUCGCAGUUCUUACUCGGCAGGGAGCAAGGGGAACCCUGCCGCGCCUUUUCCCAGUUUACCGGAUGCAUGCCUGACACAGAAGGGGAGCCAGAACCCCGGAGAUCUCGUUGCUCCUUACACUCUUUCUCAACAGGAUCUAACACAAAGCUGUUUUGGGAAUCGGGUCACCAUAGCAACCCCAGGAGUUUCAUUGACUGCAGUUACCCUGACAACAGCUGUAGUGGCAGCCCGGCGAGAAAGAGAAAACUCCUCCACGGGGACAAGAGAUUCAUUCACAGUAACAGAAGUAGUUUAGGACGUUAUGGGGAGACAGACAAAGGAAGAGAAAGCGGGAGGCACUUUGGUUCCAAAGGCCGAGGUUUGGUCUCGGACCAGUGGGAAUUGACCGAGGACAAUGGCAGGCUGAAUUCUGGAUGGAGAUGGAGAAAGAAGGCGCUAGGAUGGGGGUGGGGAAAUCGGUACAGCAAAAGUCCAAGCAGCGGGGAGAGGACAAGCAGGAGAGCAAGCAUGGAAGAUGUAGAUUGGGACAAGUUGACAUUGGGAAGUAGUGACAGUUGGGAAGAAAGGGGGACACGCAGGUCCAGCUCAGGGUCCAGGACCGGUACCGACAGCAGGAGGAGCCCUAGCUGUGCAUGGGGAUCUGCAGGCACGGGACGCUCGAACUUUAUGUGCGUGCCUAGCCCUGAAUGGUGGACAAGUCGGCGGGUAUACAGUCCGCCAAGGGAGUUCAAACCAUACGAGUCCAGCAGAUGCCACGGGCCACGUUCCUGCAGCCCAUGCAGCAGCAACAGCAGCAUCAGCAGUGUGCUCAGCUGGGAGUGGAGCAAGAGCAGCGCCUCCUCAGGUAUGAUGCGCGGGAGGCUCCCAUCUGAGCUAAACCCACAAAGUGAAGUCACAUCUCUUUCAGCCGACCUCACCUUCAGCGCUGGAGAUGCUUCAUCAGACCCCGCCGCACAUAUCUGUGACAGCAAGACGUCUCAGCAGGAAAGGACCAAGUCACUGUCCGACUGUGACCAUGGACCUCUUGUUUCUACGACCACAAACAAAAGCAUCCCAUGCCAAAGUGAUUCCGUAUCACAGAAACCAAUGCGGACAUUGCAGCUCCCCCUCAUUGGGAAGCUCCCUGCAAUCCAGACAAAAGCCAGGAGGAGAAAAAAAGAGUUGGAAAGAAUUCAGAAGGAGGGUGGUGAUGAGGAGGUGAGUCAGAAGUUGGACAGUGAACAUCCUUUGGGCUUGGCUGAGUCAAACCAAAGCAAUACACCAAAUCUAUGCGCCGUGGAGAUGAGGGGUGAUGACAAGAAGACAGGCGCAGGGCCAGCUCGGCCAAUCAGCUUUAGUGCAGAGGAGCUGGACAAGUAUCGGCUCCUGCAGGAACAGGCCAGAGAGCACAUGCAGAAAGUUCUGGAACAAAGUGAAGAGAGCACAGAUGCGCCCGUGGGGACAAACCUCACAUGCGCCGCGCAGAAAGAUGACUGUGGGACUCCAGAGGAGACGUACAUGCCUCGACCCUCAAUCAAGGCUACACAGAAUCCUCCCACAAUGCCAACAGGUCCCAAUCCGCAAGAAAGACUCCUACGGAUGAACACACAAGAAGAUUUUGCGCCGCCUUUGGCUUUGGGUGUCCCCAGCCUUCCUCCCCUUGCAUCGACCCCUCCUUUCGCCAACCUCCAUCAUUUAAUUUUACAGCACCCAGCUUUCUCCACAGUUCAUUCCGCCGCCUCACACCCCUCUCCUGAUGUCCAGCCAAGUCAGCUCGCUCACUCACUGACCCACCCCCUCCCGAGCCUACCUCAUUACCUUCACCCUUCUCCCGUCCCUCUCUCAUCCCUCUUUCCCUCCAUCCUCCUCGCUCACCACACCGUCCCUUUCCUCCCUCCUCCACUUCCCCCGCCAAUGUCCUCCUUCCACGCAAACCCUCUCACUCCUCUUUCCACUCUAGCCCCACAGCCUUCCAACAAUCUGCUGCCUUUCAUGGACAGAGUAUGGCGAGUUCGGUUCCAGCAGAAGGCCUUGGAACAGUCGCAGAGCUGCAGCCAUGUUCAUUAAUUUUUCAUGGCAAGAGAGAGCACGCUAUUGGAAAUGUGCUGGUCAGGGAUCAAUUUGAGGUCCUCUCCCCACAUACAGUGUGUUAUUGACUGUGUUUCUCCAUUAAUCCCCUGCCGCGUGGCAGCCGACAGUGGCUCAACCGACUUUGAUCAUUUGCUUUCGCGAUCAUUCACCCUUAUAAUAAAGGGAAAGGUGCACCUG
This is a messenger RNA of Hippocampus zosterae (dwarf seahorse), 4335 nucleotides long. RefSeq names its product G patch domain-containing protein 8. The coding region runs from base 100 to 4134 and encodes 1344 amino acids. The transcript is spliced from 4 exons. Gene Ontology annotation, cellular component: nucleus. Lineage: Eukaryota; Metazoa; Chordata; Actinopteri; Syngnathiformes; Syngnathidae. The record is from RefSeq and is a predicted model, not a curated record.